This is a messenger RNA of Carcharodon carcharias (great white shark), 3699 nucleotides long. Its product is annotated as SH2B adapter protein 2-like. Gene Ontology annotation, biological process: intracellular signal transduction; antigen receptor-mediated signaling pathway. Lineage: Eukaryota; Metazoa; Chordata; Chondrichthyes; Lamniformes; Lamnidae. The record is from RefSeq and is a predicted model, not a curated record. The transcript is spliced from 11 exons. Gene Ontology annotation, cellular component: plasma membrane. Bases 588 to 2573 code for a protein of 661 amino acids. Gene Ontology annotation, molecular function: transmembrane receptor protein tyrosine kinase adaptor activity.
CAGAGACACUGGACGCGAAAUUAACUAGCUCCAGCUAUCCGAGGGACAAAAACAGCUGGCAGCGGCCGGCCAGCCAGUCAGCAGUGCAACAUCUGGAACGUGCACUGGGCGAGAAGACAUUCCAUAAAAACAGUGACAGGAAGAAGAGCCCUUGAUAUCUAACCCCACAGGAGGAGGAAGUCCCAGAAAUGCUUGGAAGAAUGGCCAAUGGGGAAGUAGAACAACUGCUGCACCCUCGGGGACAAAGCGGCAAACAUUAGGAGACAGAAGCAGACAACAGAAAGGGGAAAGGCACACCACUGCCGCUCUGCCUGAGCCCUUGCUGUUGCCUCUCAGCCAGUCAGCCCAGACUGCUGCCACCUAGGCUGAGGUGGUGCUGUCUGAAGCUGGGUUGUCAAGACCCAGAGCUGCUCCAAGUCAUCCUGCAAGGCUAUCUACAGUCUCCUGCAAUGAAAGACAUCAGCCUUCCAACAGCCAUGCUGAUUACCCCACUGGGGUAACACUAUGUAGGAGCACUAGGCAAAGACACUGGCAAAACAAGAACUAAGGGAAUGCACAAGGCUUAAUUGGGCUUCAGUGAAUUCGCCAUGAAUGGUGAUUCUGAAAGUCAGGAUUCUUUACAGCAAGUUCCAGACUGGAGGGAGUUUUGCGAGGUGCAGGCACGAGCUGCUGCGACUGAAUUUGCCAAGAAAUUUCGGAUAUUUAUAAGUGAAAAUCCCCAUUACGAGUGCCCGGGAAUAGAGACUACUUUCUCACAACACUUUGCUUCCCAUUUUGUGGAGUACUUUGCUUUGGAGGUGAACAGGCCAUAUCUGUCAGACUCCCCGACCAAAUAUAACAUUGCUCCGUUCUCAGACAUCCAGAAUUGUCAGCUGCCUUACAGUAAAGAAACUCUCCAGAGAAAAGAGAAGAAUUCAGAUUCCCUCGAGAGUAUAGACAACACUUCGAACUCAAGCAGGUACCUGAGGCAGGCACAGGUUUGGAACAUGUCCAAUUUUGGCCACUCCCGGAGUUCGGAGGACGUUUCUGGCAGACCAAAGUUUAAGAAAGGGUUUUCUCUGCGGAACAUGAGCAUGUGCAUGGUCGAUGGGAUGAAAGAAAUUUUACAAUGGAGGUCCUCGGCAGAACCGCUACUGGAUGCUGGGCAGAGCAGGAGACCCGAGGGUGAAGACUUCUCAGGGGAUAAACUGGAAAGCGAGGUCCAUGACAAAUGGAGCCACAAACUAGAACGUUUACGUUUGACACGGUCAUCAUCUGCUAAAGUGGAACUACUGGACAUCCAAAGAGAAGGCAUGUUGAGGUACAUGGUGGCUGAUGACACUAACUGCAUGAGCAGUACACAAUGGCAGAAGUGUCGACUGUUGCUACGAAAAGCUGUGAGACUGGAGGGAGAACGAUUCCUCUUGGAAUUUUAUGUACCGCCAAAGUCUACAAAGCCCAGAGUCAGCAUCCCACUUUCUGCAAUCAUUAAGGUCAGGACAACGAUGCCACUGGAAAUGCCGGAUAAAGACAACACGUUUGUGCUGAAGGUGGAGAAUGGUGCAGAGUACAUCCUGGAAACGAUUGACUCCUUACAGAAACACUCCUGGGUGGCUGACAUUCAGGACUGCAUGGAUCCAGGAGAUAGUGAAGAGGACUUGGAGCUGAUAUCCUGUCCACGUGCAGUGAGCAUGCCCAGUAGGGAAUUGCCUUCAGUUCCUCCUUGCAGCUGUGACUUCCUGUCAGAUGGUGUUACUCAAGGCCCAGAUAAGAUAUGUAUUAAUCCUGAUUCUGCUGUCACAGUCUCACACGUCAAACCGAAGGAACUCCAAGUGCCGGAACCUCUCGCGCACAUCCCACUAGAAAACUUCCUGCAGACUUUGCAUUCAGAAACUCCAAGCACCGCGUCCUCUGCAGAUGAGAAGGAUCAGACAGAAGCUGAACCUCAGCUCUCCAGUUACCCCUGGUUCCAUGGGACACUGUCACGAGUAAAAGCUGCCCAGCUGGUACUGGCUGGAGGGUCAAGGAGUCAUGGCUUGUUUGUCAUUCGCCAAAGUGAGACACGGCCGGGAGAAUAUGUGCUGACCUUCAACUUCCAGGGGAAAGCAAAGCACCUGCGCCUCUCUCUGAAUGAAACAGGCCAGUGCCAUGUUCAGCAUCUCUGGUUUCAGACCAUCCUCGACAUGCUCAAACAUUUCCACACUCAUCCCAUUCCUCUGGAAUCUGGAGGUUCUGCUGAUAUCACUCUCCGCAGUUAUGUGCUAGUCACACAACCUAUCCCAGAGAUGAAUACUUCACACAAUGCCACACCUCCAGCUGCCCCUACACAACCCAGCUCCAGAAGUGAUACCCAUCAAUCACAACAUUACUUUGCCAACUCUGUAGCUGGCAGCCUUCAAUCUGCUGCCCAAGUUGAAGGGACAUCACCCAGCACCCAUCCGGCACACCACAGAUCAGAGGCUGCCAUCGCUAUUCGUACCAAUAUCUCCGAACGCCUACUACAACCUCAAGCUGCAACCUCAGAGGACUACCAUGACAGCGAUGGAUCAAGGAAUCGAGCGCGAGCUGUGGAAAAUCAAUAUUCUUUCUACUAACACAAGGAAACCCAAUGUAGCAAGCCUAGGAGAAUGCCUAUAUAUAAACAGGGAUACUUGACAAGAUACGUCGGCUCAGCAAAACAAGGGAAAAUAACAAAUGAGGGUAAAGAGACAGCAUCCCUGUCAUUUGACUACUAGCGAUGAAAAUGGAAACUGCUCCACAUAGAGUGGUUGUUUAAUGUGAAUUAUAGUGUUUGAUGCCACAUCUGGUUCAGAUCAAUUGGCAAAGACCAACUUUCCUUAUUAAAUAUGUUCUAAGGAUUUGUAUCUGCACUUUUCACUAUUACUGUGAAGAAAGAGUUUUGAUGGACUUGUGCACAGACAAUGAGUUAACAAUGAACUGUCUUACUCAUUAUUUUGUCUGUAGUAUUGUUUUUAGUGAGCCUGCUGUUGAUAUGAUCAGAUAAAGAUUUAGCUUGUAUGACAUCCCUUUGUCCUGUUAUCUUUAGCGGGGGAGGCGCUGACUGAUUUUUGAAGUGAAUAGUCAUUCCAAGGCCUAAGUAUGAUUUGAGCUGUUAGAGUACGCUGCUGAGAUCAGAAGAGAGAUUAACCUGUUUAAGUGUGAAGAAGCAUUUCAAUAUCCAUCUGAAUCCAUUUACCACAGGUUUCAGCAACAUCAGCAUUUGGUGUUCUCGGCUCCAGAAGGCAUCGAGGUCCACACAGCCCAUCAUUCAGCAUCACACUUGAGUGAAUUUUGCUGGCACGCACGCCAGGAUGUAUGAUGGUCUGUGUGUUUUAUUCAAGGACAUCUAUGCUGUCAUUAUCCAACUAGCCUUAAAUCAUUUCAAUUAAUGAGGGAAUGACAUUGGCAAUGGUCAUGAAGAACUUUACAGCGCAGCCUGGGAUACUGGACAUCUAACAGGAAAGCUGAAAAUUACAUGAAGUGAAAGAACAACAAAUAGAGAAAACAGAGAUCAAUGAAAGACAAUGAAACCUUGGAUACUGUUCACUGCAAGUAUUGUAAAUUAGGAAAUAUAUCAUAAUGUGUCCAUUUGUACUUCAUGAAACUGAUGUACAAUUUUGAAAAUUUUAUGAAAAAUGAUAAAUUAAGAUUUUUACGUAAUGUCACAAAGAUUCCAUAAGAGAUGUUUUAUGAUUCCUGUAAAUAAAGUUAUACAGUCUG